UGCUGGCUCCAGUCCCUGCUUUCCUGCCGCCGGGGCGAGGAGGCGGUUGCUCGCCCUGCGGUUGCCUCAGCUCUGGGCCACCAGCACCCAAGGGUGGGGACAGGGGGACACCCGCUGCCACCAAGGUCCCGGUGGGGUGCUGGGGGUGGGACAAACCCCCGUGACCCCCACCCGCGGCGCUGAGGAGGGGGUCAGGAUGAGUCCCACCCCAAAGUGGUCCCAAAGUCCCUUUCCAGAUGCUGGCAUCACUGGUGCAUGCCCGGCACGCUGAGCACCCCCGGCUGCAGCCCCCCACCUCUCAGCACCCACCUGGGCCGGUGCCCCGGGGUGACCCCGCCGUGUCCCCCCGUCCCACCAUGGCUCUGGAGCUGGGGACAGAGGCGCUGCUGGACCUGAGCUUCCUGACGGAGGAGGAGCAGAUCGCUAUCACCGAGGUGCUGCGCCGGGACUGGCAGCUCCGCCGGCGGGAGGAGGGACGCAUCAGCAAACUCCGCAAGUCGGUGUCGGACCCGGUCCGGCUGAGGAUCCUGACCGGGGACUGGUUCUGUGACGCACGAGCCCAGCGCCACCGGCACCAUCUGGGCUCCGACCUGGUCCGAGCCUCCAUCCGCCGCAGGAGGAGGCCCCGGGGGGACACGGAGCGUGGCUUCAGCCUGGGCGAGCUGGAGGAGCCGCUGGCAGAGGAAAAGGAGGAUGAGGAUGGUGUGGAACAGGAGGAGAGCCCCCCCCUGGAGCAGACACAAGCGGCCACGGAGCCCCAGCCCAACCCUGCAGCCCCUGCUCUGGAGGGGACCCCACUGUCACAGCCCCUGUGGCAGGGUGACAUCCCAGUGAGGGAGCAGGACAGCCCAGCCCAGCCAGGUGGCACAGAAGGUGGGAACCCCUUUGACUCCUCCAGUGCUGAGGAAGAGGAGGAUGAGCCCAACACCACACACAGUGGCCCUGAUGCUGGCCAGGGGCUGGAGACCCCCCAGAUGGAUCAGGCCCCCUCAGGCUGGGUGUCCCCAUCAAAUGGCCACACAUCCCCAGGCAGUGUCCUGACCACCAGCUCCUCCAUCUCCAGCCUCAGCUCCUCCACGCUGAGUGGCAGCCUGAUGAGCCUGUACAGUGAGGGGGAGCUGGGACGUGUGGCUGUGAGGGGCUGUGUCCAGUUCUCCCUCUGCUAUGAUGGGGCCAAGAAGGAGCUGCAGGUCCACGUCUUACGGUGCCGGGAGUUGGCUGAGGCCAAGAGGCAGCGGUCGGACCCGUACAUCAAGACAUACCUGCUGCCCGACAAGUCCAACCGCAGCAAGCGCAAGACCACGGUGAGGAAGAGGAGUUUGGAUCCCAUCUUCAACGAGACCCUCAAGUACAAGCUGGAGAAAAGGGACCUGCAGGGCCGGACCCUGAACCUCUCGGUGUGGCACCACGACAGCCUGGGCAGGAACCUCUUCUUGGGGGAGGUGGAGAUUGCAUUGGGUGCCUGGGACUGGGCCAACACACGCCCUGAGUGGUUCAGCCUCCAGCCCCGGAUGCCCAUCUCCUCCAACGGCCUCGCCAGCCGGGGCAACCUCAACUUGGCACUGAAGUUCAUCCCAGCUGGCUCAGAAGGCAAGGGGCUGCCACCCACGGGUGAGCUCCACAUCUGGGUGAAGGAUGCUCAGAGCCUCGUCCCCUUGCAGAGCAGCACCGUGGACGCCUUCGUGCAGUGCUACGUUCUGCCAGAUGACAGCAAGGCCAGCAGGCAGAAGACCCGGGUGGUGAAGAGGAGCCUCAACCCCCUCUUCAACCACACCAUGGUCUACGAUGGCUUCCAGGCCAAGGACCUGGCUGAGGCCUGUGCUGAGUUCACCCUCUGGCACCACGAAGCCUUUUCCAAACGUCAGCUGGGUGGCAUCCGGCUCAGCCUGGGCACAGGGAGCAGCUAUGGGCUGCCCGUGGGCUGGAUGGAUUCCACGGCUGAGGAACGGGGGGUCUGGGGGAAGCUGCUCCAGCAGCCCGGGCACUGGGUGGAAGCACUGCUGCCCCUGAGAACCAACCUGGUCCCCCGGGGAUGACCCUCAGACCCCCCCCAUGGACCACCUGGUGCACCCAGACCCCCCCUCCAUGGACCACCUGGUGCCAGUGGGACUCAGGGAAUGGGGGGGGGACACAAAGCUGAGCCUGGGGCAUCACUGCAGGGCUGGGGUCUGUGUCCCCCCACCCUUCCAGCAGCAAUGAAGUGACACUGUUGGGCACAUUUGGUGGCUGUUUAUU
Molecule: messenger RNA, 2235 nt
Organism: Calypte anna (Anna's hummingbird)
Lineage: Eukaryota; Metazoa; Chordata; Aves; Apodiformes; Trochilidae
Gene: SYTL1
Product: synaptotagmin like 1
Exons: 15
Coding region: 237-2036 (599 amino acids)
Biological process (GO): exocytosis; intracellular protein transport
Cellular component (GO): exocytic vesicle; plasma membrane
Molecular function (GO): small GTPase binding; neurexin family protein binding
Source: RefSeq, a predicted model, not a curated record